Molecule: messenger RNA, 1716 nt
Organism: Brenthis ino (lesser marbled fritillary)
Lineage: Eukaryota; Metazoa; Arthropoda; Insecta; Lepidoptera; Nymphalidae
Source: the annotation of a GenBank genome assembly
AUGCUCGGAAACUUUGAAAACGUGGGUGCAUUUACCCCUCAUUGCAAUGGUACCAGAUUGAGAUACGACCAAGCUUGUUUGGAAAUUAUAACAAAUGAAACUGUUUCGUUUUGGAGCCAAUACCAGGAAUGUGAAGAUUGCAUGCUUCUCGAAACUGUUAAAAUCCAAUCAACGAGAGGAAUAGUAUUGGAUACUAUAAGUCCUUUAAGAUAUGCUAUAAAGAAUGGCAAUGGCGAAAUUUGUAAUGGUACAUAUGAAUUUGGAGAGUUUGGACAAUACAGUAUAAAUGUGACUGAAAUAACAAAAGAUGAAUGCCUACCACGGAUGAAAGCAGAGCCUGAUGCCGCAUUCCUUCCAAUCCUUACAGCAGUUGUUGUAUUGUUGUCUAUGGCAACACUAUGGUACAUAGUGAAAGGUAUAGGCAAACGGGUUGUGGCAGGAAGAUUAUAUGCUAGAUAUUUUGCAAGGGAAGACAAUGAAUUGGGGUCUGAAACACGUGUUCUUACUACAGAAGCUAGCGUGCCUCGUUCUCCGACUAGAUCUCGUCUACGUUCAUUGGACAUAUUCAGAGGAUUCGCUAUAGCUCUUAUGAUCUUCGUCAAUGCUGGUGGUGGCGGUUACACGAUCUUCUCCCAUGCCACAUGGAAUGGCCUCAUGGUGGCUGAUGUGGUGUUCCCAUGGUUUGCCUUCGCAAUGGGUGAAGCCUUGGUUCUAUCUCUUAACGCGCGACUCAGGACUUCUAUGCCUCGUUGGACUGCUUUUGGACAGGUUGCCCGCAGAUCACUCCUCCUAUCCCUCAUAGGCAUAUGUCUGAGCUCGGUGAACGUGUCAUGGGUUAAUGUACGCUUCCCAGGUGUACUGCAACGCUUGGCCGCCAUGUACCUCAUAGUUGGAGCCCUGGAAUGUGCCUUCAUGAGGACCAGUCAGAAUAUUACACCGGGUCGGUCACUGUUCCGCGACAUCGCGGCCGGCUGGCAACAGUGGCUCGCUACCUGUCUGAUUGUUGCCAUACAUAUAUGCAUAACCCUGACAGUGGCGGCCCCUGGCUGUCCCCGGGGGUAUAUGGGGCCGGGGGGUCUCCACCGCACUGCCUUAGGCGAUUUCACCUUGAAGAAUUGCACUGGUGGUAUCGCUGGUUAUAUUGACAGAUUAAUCUUGGGAGAGUCACAUCUAUACAGUAGGGGUACAUACCAGAAGAUGUACCAGACGGUGGUGCCCCACGACCCUGAGGGUAUCUUGGGCAUACUCUCCGGAGUGCUGGUGGUGCAGGCCGGUGCUCAUGCUACAAGGAUCAUGCUGGCCUAUAAUCAUGCUAGAGCACGUAUAAUGCGAUGGGUAUUUUGGUCAAUUGUCUUCGGAGUGUCCGGAGGGGCUCUCUGUAUGUUCACCAAGAAUGGUGGUCCGAUACCAGUGAACAAGAACCUGUGGUCCGUUUCCUACUGCCUGGUGACAUCUUCCAUGGCCUUCUUCAUACAGGCUGUGCUGUACUUCCUUGUUGAUUUGAAGACCAAGUGGGGCGGACGGCCUUUGUAUUAUGCUGGUCAAAACGCUUUAUUCCUGUACAUAGGCAGCGAGCUACUCAAGAAGCACUUCCCGCUGUACUGGCACAUGGCUGCACCGGCGCACGCGCAGCUUCUGGCCGCGCACGCCGCCGCCAUGCUCAUGUGGCUGGCGGUGGCCGUCGCUCUGCACAGGAAACGCAUCUUCGUCACCAUA